CUCUCGUCUCAAGUGUAUUUGACCAUUAGACGCUCUCUUACUGCUAAGGUAACUGCGAAUAACUCACGCAAGAGAAGUUGACUGUUCGAGGCAAGACUAUGGAUCAGUCAGCAAUACGAUGGUCACACCAACUUUAUCGAUAAGACGUGAUUCCAGGCCCCUCCCCCGCCAUUCACAGUGAUGCGACUCGCCAUGCUUCAUUGGGCCAGCCGCCAUCACACUGCGACACCUACGUCACGAUAAGGUAGCUUUGGUAGCUUAGGUGGCUCACCACUUCAACCGUUCCCUUUACAUUCCUCGACCGACUCCCUCGCAGCCCCUCCAAUUUAAUUCCCCCAACGGGUGCCGCAUUCCAGCAGUGUUUGAGAGUGAGCCCGGAAUAAAACGAAAAUAGAACACAAAUACCGGCAGAUACGAGUUCCAGAGAUAACCAGGUUACCAGUGCCAAACCAUCAUGUCUCCUGUGUUAGUCGUUGGCGGCACGCGAGGCCUCGGGGCGUCCCUCAUCAAACAGUAUGCCGCUGACGCGGACAACACCGUCUACGGCACCACGCGUUCCGAAGAAGGACCCGAAGGCUUCUCCGAUGCCGUAAAGUGGCUCCCAGGUAUCGACUUGAUGGACGAGAAUGUCGGUAAGACCCUAGUCAGUGUGCUCGGUGGUUCGAAGCCGCUCUCGACGGUGAUCAUCACGGCGGGCUACUUCGCGACGGAGGACUUCAGCACCGAAAAGGGUCCGAACUGGGCCGAAGAGCAGCGCAUGUACACAACGAGCUCCAUCGCCCCCGUCUUCAUCGUCCACGCGCUCGCGCACGCCGGUCUUCUCCAAAAGGACUCCAAGGUUGUGCUCGUCUCGUCCGAGUCCGGGAGCAUCACCCUCCGACACGAGAAGGAGGGCGGCGGCAACUAUGCCCACCACGCAUCCAAGGCCGCAUUGAACAUGGUGGGCAAGCUGUUGAGUCUCGAUUUGAAGGACAAGGGCGUCAUCAUUAGUAUCGUGCACCCGGGUUUCAUGCGUACUGAGAUGACCAAAGGCGUGGGAUUCGAUAAGUACUGGGACGAUGGCGGUGCCGUCACCCCCGACGAAGCCGCCGACAGUCUCAUCAAAUGGACAACAAAGCUCGACAUUUCCAAGACGGGCGAGUACUGGGCGCCGAGAGGUCCGCGUGACAUCGGUACGGCUGAGCCGGUUCUUGGCAAAGAGCUCUCAACACCGCUCCAUCUCCCUUGGUGAUGGCUUGGAAUGCAUCUUCUUUUACCAAAGCGAGAGAUCACAUCGGUGGUCCGCCAAUGCGCAAGAGACGCUGGACACGGAACACCCGUUGUCCAGACUUCGUCCCUACUCGUGCAGACAAGGUGAUUCCUGUAGGAUUUGAACAGGCUUCAUGGAUGCUGAGUCGGGUUGAGUGAGCGCAAGAGGACCCGGGUUUUGCGAGGGACCGUGACGUGCAUAUCCGUCUACUAUGUACAUAGUGUAUGUUCGUACAAGGAGCAGGUCUGUUCCAGUGCCGUCCAGUGCUUUCUGGCGAAGUUGGGCUCAGACUCAGGCUCUGCGGGCAUUAGUGGGUUGAAGGGCCCAGACCGGGAGGCGGUCACCGUGAAGAAAGCCGUAAUUGAGACGAACGAUUGCCCUGAU
Molecule: messenger RNA, 1633 nt
Organism: Colletotrichum scovillei
Lineage: Eukaryota; Fungi; Ascomycota; Sordariomycetes; Glomerellales; Glomerellaceae
Product: oxidoreductase
Exons: 4
Coding region: 455-1231 (258 amino acids)
Molecular function (GO): oxidoreductase activity, acting on the CH-OH group of donors, NAD or NADP as acceptor
Source: RefSeq, a predicted model, not a curated record